Molecule: messenger RNA, 3194 nt
Organism: Xyrauchen texanus (razorback sucker)
Lineage: Eukaryota; Metazoa; Chordata; Actinopteri; Cypriniformes; Catostomidae
Product: transcription factor SOX-8-like
Exons: 3
Coding region: 197-1453 (418 amino acids)
Biological process (GO): neural crest cell development; morphogenesis of an epithelium; negative regulation of transcription by RNA polymerase II
Cellular component (GO): nucleus
Molecular function (GO): RNA polymerase II cis-regulatory region sequence-specific DNA binding; DNA-binding transcription factor activity, RNA polymerase II-specific
Source: RefSeq, a predicted model, not a curated record
AAGUAUAAAGGUUCAAGAAACAAGAAAAGCAGUAGUCGAGAUAUCAGCAAUUGUAUUUGAAAUAUAACGAUUUACUAGAUAGUUUAAAAAUUUUCACAGCGUCCGAGGCGCCUCGCGCGUCAAAUGCGCUACACUGACUGUAUUGUAACAUUUAUAUUUUAACUUCAAUUUACAUUUCUUCAACGGGGACUUUAAUAUGUCGAAGGAGCCGGAUAAAACUUCUGAGAGAGAAAACUCAGUUUUUGCUGAUGAUGUGGACUCUGACCCAGCGUCUUCUCCAUCAAUAUGCGGCGAACAGGGAUCCCAGGCACACAAGCCGGACAGCGAGGACGAUGAGCGCUUCCCCCCGUGUAUACGAGAUGCGGUGUCGCAGGUGCUUAAAGGCUACGACUGGUCACUGGUUCCGAUGCCUAUGCAGGGCAACAGGUCUUUGAAAGACAAGCCUCAUGUGAAGAGACCCAUGAACGCGUUUAUGGUGUGGGCUCAGGCUGCGCGCAGAAAACUGGCAGAUCAGUAUCCGCAUCUCCAUAACGCAGAACUCAGCAAGACUCUGGGCAAGUUGUGGAGGCUGCUUUCUGAGAGCGAAAAGAGACCUUUUGUGGAAGAGGCAGAGAGACUGCGGCUCCAGCACAAGAAAGACUAUCCGGAUUAUAAGUACCAGCCUCGGAGGAGAAAAAGCCUGAAGCCAGAUCAAGGUGAGCUGGACAAGGGAGUUGAGAAGAAUCAUAACACUUCGGAUCAAAUAUACAAGGCAGAACCGGGUAUGAGAGGCAUUCACCAUCAACCGCUCCAUGGUGUACAACCACAUGGCCCUCCCACACCGCCCACAACCCCGAAGGCCGAUCAACACCAAGGCACGAAACUGGAGUCCCGGCUUACAUCAGAGAGCGCGAGACAGAACAUCGAUUUUUGCAAUGUGGACAUAUCAGAGCUCAGCAGUGACGUCAUAGGCAACAUAGGCACUUUCGACGUCCAUGAGUUCGAUCAAUACCUGCCGUUAAACGGCCACACAGUGGUUAACACAGACAACAACAGCGGGCAGCACUCCAGUUCUGGCUGUUUCAGUACAUCCUAUCAACAUCACCAUCACCACAGUAAUGUUUCAAUGUGGAACAAGAGCUCAAACAGUACAAAUGAGUCAAGCCAACAAAGGCCGCUCAUUAAAACAGAACAAUUAAGUCCCUCUCAUUACAGAGAGUCUCACGGGUCACCGACCCAGUUUGAACUGGGCUCAUCCUCCGUCUCCAGUUCCCUCAGCGAAUGUCCUGACCUGCAGAACUCCAGUUACUUUACUACAUUCUCCGGGUACCCAACCAGCAUUUAUCAGCAUCCAUAUUUCCAUUCGUCCAGACGACCCUAUGUGACUCCCAUUCUGAACAGUUUGUCAAGUCCUUCUCACAGUCCUGGUGAAAGUUGGGAACAGCCCGUUUACACAAAUUUAACUCGACCAUGAUGUGAUUUUGCCCUUGAAAUAAACCCAGUUUAGGUGUUAUUUGAGAUUGCUCAGACCUCUUCUGACACAUAUUUGGCGUUCGAACAUACCUAAUGUCCUAAAAUGCUGUCUGGGUAGGUGGCUCACUAGGUUUUGAAUUACAUCGUAUUUGUGAUCCUGGAGAGUCAGAAGCCAGAGUCUGUGUCUAUACAAGAGGUUUAUGGAUAAAAGUUUUAUGCUGUCAUUUCAUAGUCUUUUUAGGUGGUUUUCUAGACCUUUGGUUUUUCUGUAACCAUCAUUUUUCAACAUUAUUUUGUGUUUAUACUUUGGUGUGUAUGGCACAAUACAGAAACAGUAUAAUAUAAUAAGUAAAAGCCAACUGACAUCAAACUCUGCCAAUACAUAAUUUUAACGCAAUUAUGCAUGUUCUUCAUGCUAAAAUCCUUUUAAAUCUAAAUUUGCAAUACUGUCUGAUGUUUAAAGGUUUAAGUGUAAAUACUGUGUGUGUGUGUGUGUGUGUGUGUGUGUGUGUGUGUGUGUGUGUGUGUGUGUGUGUGUGUGUGUGUGUGUGUGUGUGUGUGUGAGCGUGUAUUUAUCACUUUGUGGGGACCAAAUGUCCCCAUAAGGAUAGUAAAACCCGAAAUGUUUGACCUUGUGGGGACAUUUUGUCAGUCCCCAUGAGGAAAACAGCUUAUUAAUCAUACUAAAUUAUGUUUUUUGAAAAUGUAAAAAUGCAGAAUGUUUUCUGUGAGGGUUAGGUUUAGGGGAUAGAAUAUAAAGUUUGUAAAGUAUAAAAACCAUUAUGUCUAUGGAAAGUCCCCAUAAAACAUGUAAACCAAACAUGUGUGUGUGUGUGUGUGUGUGUGUGUAUGUGUGUGUGUGUGUGUGUAUAUAUAUACAACCCCAAUUCACCAAGCUGGGACAGUAUGGAUAAUGCUAAUACAAACAAAAAGGAGUGAUUUGUAACUUUUAUUCGCCCUGGGCUAUGUUGAAAGCAGCACAUUAUUUGAUGUUGUACAUUGUGAAUGUAAUUUUUUAUUUUUUUAAAUAUUCAAAUCAGAUGAUUGCAUAUAUAUACAUACUUAAAUAAUAUUAGGAAUAUUUAUAUUACUUAUUAUAAGUAAUAUUUAAGUUAAUUUAAUAUUAAGAGAUUUGACAUAUCAUCUGGAGUACAGGCCAAAGCCUUUACAAAGCUUGAAAACAAAAGGAGAGAAACAACAAGUGAGGGCAAGAAAAGAGAGAGAGCUAAUUCCUAAUGACAGCGCUUCUCAAAGGGCUCUUUGUUUUGAUUAUAAAAGAGGCAUUAAUGUUGAGAGAGGGGAAAUAGUGCCACAAAACAAAUCAGAAAAUCAUUAGCACUGUUGUUACAUGAAAAAAGUACACAAGAACAGACACUACCCUUUGCUAUCUGGGUAAAUGGCAACAAAAGCAGCAGCAGGCACAAAAUGCAUUAACUGUGUGCAAGAUAACUGAAUACGAUCUUCAUGCUGUGGAAAUGAGCCAGUGAUUCCAAAACAGAUGGGUAUGGGUGGACUAGGACUACUUUUCUUUCGAUUGCAUUUAAUUACAUGGAGGAUUUUGAAAUCACAAUCCACAAUUGAAUUAGUGUUGACAUACAACUUGCAUCAUUUUGCCUGCUGACAUUAACGGAUCUUAAAUCUCGAGUUAUGAUUAGUAAGCAGUAAGCACUACAAGAUGUUCUGUCUCUUACCAUUUCAAUUAAUGUAAAAUUUAACACAAUUCUAACUCUUACAAAUUUAUC